Molecule: messenger RNA, 2532 nt
Organism: Pteropus alecto (black flying fox)
Lineage: Eukaryota; Metazoa; Chordata; Mammalia; Chiroptera; Pteropodidae
Product: formin-like protein 20
Exons: 2
Coding region: 1373-2392 (339 amino acids)
Source: RefSeq, a predicted model, not a curated record
GGGCGAGGGGGCGGGGGGGGAGCGCGUGGAGGCACCCGGACGCGCAGCAACACACAGUGCUCAUCGAGAUGCGAAAGCGACACACACUCGUGGCCAUGUAUGCACAGAGACACCGCAGUCUCCCCAUCCGGCCGUGAGGCUGCAUGGUGUGCCCUGCCCCCUGCCCCCUGCCCCCGACAUGCUCAGACACGGAGCCACCAAGCCGGUCAUCCGCAGGUCCACCGCCCACGUCUCCGCUGGAUUGGGAGUCCCUGAGGCCCGGCCCAAGAGGACCCAGUGGGUGCGAGAGGGUGGGGGCGACAUAAGAACAACGAACCACCAACUAGACCCUGGCCCUGGCCUCAACCACAGGGCUUGGGGAGGGGGAAGUGUCCGGGGGCUGGGACUUGUGUCCCCAAGGACUGACCGACAGGGAUUGGAGGGGCUGAACUUAGAAAGGACGCAAGGCAUUGGACGUAGGACAGAAGCCUGAGACAUUUGAAGAGGGGGCUUCUUGGGAAACAUAAAACUCCCACCCCACCUUACUUCCUGGAGGAAGAGGCAUGGGAGCUGGGGAUGGCCGGUUCAGGCCCUGUCCAGGGCGACCGUGGUAGGCCUAUUGCUGUCUCCAUAUACCCAGCUCAAGGGGCCCAGGCCUGGGCUGAGGUCAAACAGUAGGACUGCGGACAGACCCCCCGCAACUCCCUUGAGCCUCCUCUAGAGGGGCCUCACUGCUGGGUCCUGUGUCCUGGGACCUUGGCUAAGCCAGACCUGAGGCAGCUGGAAUGCAGGGGGCAUCCCAAGGGGCAGAUUUCCUGCCCUUAGGUGGGGCGGGGCAGUGUCCCCUGGGUGGGAGCUGAGGUCCAGGAGAGCCUCGCCCCUCACUCCUAAGACAUUUUCCUGUGGGGUACCACUGCCCUCUCCAGCCACUCCUCUCUGUGCAGCUCGGGGGUUAUCUCCACCGGGAUGUCCCCUCCCUCGCCACCCUCCCCAGAGGAUGCUCUGGGAGGAGGACGGAUGGGACUCAGUGGUGUUCCUUCCUCCCUUUCUGGCAGGUGAGAUGCCGACCGGCUGGGCGGCCGUGAGGCAGGCCGAGCUCCACUUUGCCUAAAAAAGGAAGAGGCUCAGCUGAGCCUGAGGAGCCGAAGCAGGAACCAGCGGAGAGCCGUGUCCCCGCCGCCCCGCCCCUCCCCGGGAAUCUUGGCAGUGGCUGCGCUGGCUCCGUUCCACAGACCUCAGGCUGCGGCAGGGACCGGGACCUGCCUGGCACUUCCGCCUGAGCCCUGUGGGGGGAGCAGGAGGCUUGGACCCCAAGCCCAGGGUGUAUGCCCAGAGAGACCCCGCUUGGCCCCCAACCCCCCAGCAAGAAAGGCGCACCAAGGCGGCCAAGGAGAUGGGGCUGCGAGGGGAGACCACCCUCAGGCAGCCACAGCCCCGGCCCGGGGCGGCCCACCGCGGACACACGUGCGAACACCUCUGGGUUCACCCUCCGUCCCUCUGGGCACCCACGGCCCGUGGCAGGAGCUGGGCCAUGGCCCUCAAGGAAGCAGCCGCCCUCAGCGCCCCAGCCUCUCCGUCACAGAGAGAAGGGACAGGAUGGGGCCCAGUCUCUGUUGUCAGCUGGAGCCUCUACCCGGCUUGGCCCGAGUUCCGCCAGCUGCCCUGGCCAGGGGUUCCUGCUCAGCUCUGCCCUGCCACCUCUGCCGCUCACGCCGGGCUGUCACCUACCCCGGCCCGAGGCACCCUGCCUCCCGAGAUGCUGCUCCUGCCCACCACCCUGCUGUCAGCACCUCCUGUGUCCUUCGCCACCCUCGGGGAAGACAUGGCAGACCGAGUCCCCAGGGUGUGGGGUCAGGGCCAGGCCUGUGCUCCAGGCAGACGCCAGAGGAAGCACAAGCAUAAUGGCCCGGAAAGCUCCCCUCUGAAGGAGAACAGAGAAGGACAGAGCAAGCCCUGGCCCCCAGGCUUCACCCUUCCCCCGCUUCCCCCCACCCCAGCCCCAGCCUGGUCCUGGCGUCCUGGGGACCAGGAGGAAGGAGCAGUCUGGCCCUGCCCCCCACGGCCUUGGCCCAGUUGGGAGUCCCCUGCACAUCACUUCCCAGAGUUGGCCCACUCCGCCUGCCUGUCCAGGGGCAGGUGGAGGGGGUUCCCGGAAACCCAGGGGCGCUGCUCUCUGCAGGCGCCACCCUGCCCCCACCGCGCCUCGCACUCUCCCUCCCCCGCACACUCCAGGCCUCUGAAGAGAAUAAGGGCCUUUUGUCCCCAGCUCACUGUGGUCAUGUUGACUGCAGGGAAAAGGGCAGCUCCUGGGCCUCCCACCUCACCCCUGACCCCAGCCUCCGGCCCUUUGCGGGGCCUAAAGGGCAGAUGGGCUGGGCCCCGCCUCUGGCCAGGGGAUUCCCUGUGCUGCUGAUUCUCACAUUGCUGGUAUCUCGACAUGUACCUGUGCAGACAUUGUGGGGAGGGACAGAAACAGGGAAGGGGGUGGCUGCCUGCCACAGGCCUGGGGCAGGGGUGUGGGGCAAGCCAAUGCCCCCUACUCCACCCCACAAC